UUUUUUCCUCCUUCCCUCCCUCUCCGCCCACCAGAGUGAGUUGCUCUCCUCUUUGAAUGGAAUCCACACUGCCCACAUUCCUGAGCAGGCAGAGGGGUUGCUGGGACUUGUCUUUGGCUGGGGCCACCUCGGAUUCUUCAUCCAGUCAGAAAUCUGCCCUUGUCUGCCUUCCCUCCUGCCCUCUCCUUGUCUGCCAGGGACCAGCCAAUGGCUACAGACAGGUGUGUGUGUGUGUGUUUUGAGGGUGUGGAUGGAUGAGUGUGUAAAAGAAAUGAGUAAGCAUGAGAAUGACUGAGAGGGGGCAGGGGCAAAUAGGAAGAAAAAGAGGAGGAGGAAAGGAAGGGAGAAAGAAAAGAAAAAAGCCUAACCAAGCAUAGUAAACAGGGACGGAAGAAAAGUUGUGCUGCUCCAUCAGUUUGCUCCCUGCAGAAUUUGCCAUCCUCUGGAAGAUUCAAGGAUAAUCCAAACUUCCCGGAAAGUGGGAUGGCCCAGGGAUGCUUGCUAUAACUGAAGGAUACAUUCGGAGAAGAAUUUGCCAGAAACAGGAGUUUUUCUCCACGGCUGAUAUUUAUUGUGAUUCUUCAGAAUGACAGAGCCUGAGGAUAUAGUUGACCAGAUCCAAAGUAUUUCAGAGGCAGAAGAGGAAGAAGGUGCACUGUGGGAGAAGAUUGAGAGUGUGCGGCACCAACUCACUCGCUCUGUAAAUCCAGCAAAACUGACGCCGUAUCUGCGCCAGUGUCGUGUGAUUGACGAACAAGAUGAAGAGGAGGUGCUGAGUGCCUAUCAGUUUCCAUGCAAGAGCAGCCGGACAGGACGCCUCAUGGAUAUCCUACGAAGCAGAGGAAAGAGGGGUUAUGAAGCUUUCUUAGAGUCCUUGGAGUUCUAUUAUCCAGAACAUUUCACCCGGCUGACAGGGAAACAGCCAAUUCAGCGUUGCUCUAUGAUUCUGGAUGAGGAAGGUCCGGAAGGCCUGACUCAGUUCCUGAUGAUGGAAGUGAAGAAGGCGAGGACCCAGAGGAAAGGAUAUCUGGUCAAAGAGCACCAACUCCAGGUGAAGAACCAGGCUUUGGAGGAGGAGUGCAGCCAGCUGAAGCAGCAGCUCCAAGUGCUCCAGAAGGUGCAAGAACGUUGGCGGAAGUUCCAGGAAGAGUGGGACUCCAACAGUUUGGAGCUGCUGAGGUUGAAGGAUGAAAACUACUUGCUGGCAAUGCGCUAUGCUCAACUGUGUGAGGAGAAGAAUGCUGCUGUCAUACGAAGCCGAGACUUGCAACUAGGGGUCGAUCAGUUGAAAUGCAAGAUCAGCAGCAUGGAGGAGGAAUGUUCCCUCCUGAGGAAACAGGCAUCAAUGGCUCCCCAGAGAGAGAUGGAGGACCGAGGCCUUGCAGAUACAAUCGCUGACUUGCAAGCAGAAAACCAAAGGCUGGUUGCUUCCCUCCAGGAACUGCAGAGUGUAGUGCAGACAGCAGGUGAAGGCCAGGUGCCGGGCUCUGAGAGGAUUCUGCUAGACAUUCUGGAGCAUGACUGGAAGGAAGCACAAGCUGACCGACAAGAAUUAUGUCAGAAACUAGACUCUGUGCAGAAUGAGCUGCACUGGGCAGAGGAACUGAGAGAUAAGUAUUUGCAAGAUAUGGAGGAUCUGCAGCUGAAGUACCAGACCUUGCAGAAGAACUGUGACCUAUACAAGCACAGAAUGAACACUGUCCUGGCUCAACUGGAGGAGAUUGAGAAGGAAAGAGAUCAGGCAAUACAGAGCCGAGACAGCAUUCAAUUGCAGUAUUCCCAGAGCCUCAUUGAGAAGGAUCAGUACCGUAAGCGUGUCCGGACCUUGGAGGAAGAGAGGGAUGAAUUGCUGAGCAAAGUUACACAGGCGGAAGGCAAGAUUGGCACUCUGGAGGCACAGCUGCAGCGUUGUCAUUGCACUCGAAGCCUGGCAAAGAAGAUGUGUUCCUCCUCCUAUUCUCUCUGUUCCAUCCUCAGUAGCACUUGGAGCAUGAUAGAGAAGCCUUCAACCCUUGAGGAUGGGAUGGGAGACGCACCAGGCAUGCUGGACAUUGCAUUCCCUGAGGAUUGUAUAAACCAGGAGGAGGAAGUGACUCCAGACAGAGAGAAGGACAUAAACCGUCUUUCCAUCUUCCCUUUCCCACCCUGUGCUGGUUCCAUCCUUCGACGGCAGCGUGAAGAUGGACUGGUCCCCAUCAAAAGUCAGUCUUAUGGGUCCUUUGGCAGCAUGGAAGACUUAACAGAAAGCGUCACCACUACAGCCUCCUCUGUCAGAUCCCCUUCAUCAUCAGGCAGUGCACACACAAGGGCAAAGUCAGAAAUCUGCUUAUCCACCAUCUCCGACGAGCAGGGGUUUGCCAGGAGAUCUGUUGUGGUGCAUUUGUCUAAUGCAGGCCCCUUGGGCAUCCCAGCACCACAAAGCAGAGGUCUUGUGGGAGACAUUUCAAUCCUCGGAGGAAACAGAACUGGGAUUUAUGUCCAGUGGGUGAGACCAGGCUCAGAAGCUGAGGGCAUAGGACUUCGAGAGGGAUGCCGACUCCUAGAGCUUAGGAGGACACAGCUAAAUGGGGAGGUGCUCUCCCUUGAGAACUGCACCCGAGAGGUAGCGUAUCUGAGUCUGUUGCACUGGGAUGACCCAUCUUCUCUUAUCUUCCUGCCCGAUAGGAAAGGAUAUCACCCUCUCAAAGAAGCCCUAGAUGCUGGACAGAGAGUUCCUGGUGACUCUUUCUAUGUGCGGGCCAACCUGAACCUCCUGGACCUUGCGGACCCAUAUGGGCUGUGUGUGAAGUGCCGAGAGAUACUGCACAUCACUGAUACCUUGCACAAGGGACGACUGGAAUGGUAUUGUGCCCGAGUAGAUCCUUUCACUCUCCGGGACUUGGAUAAAGGCACAGUACCUAAUUACAGCAGGGCUCAACAGCUCUUGAAGAUCCAGGCAGCAGCACGACAGAAAGGCAACAGGAUUAAGCUGAAGAAACGAGCCUUGGACCAACUUCGCCUGAUGAAAUAUAAGAACAAAGAAGGCCAGAGUGAGACCUUUUGGCCAGAUUCUUGCCUAGAUGGGCUUAUGAAACCUUACAGUCCUGUACAUCCUCUGGUGGUGCCAAACCAUCGCCCUGUUGUGAUCUCACCAAGCUGCUUAGCCUCCUGGGUCAUCAGGAAUCUUGUGGGUCUCCCUUCUUCACAUCAGGACUUUUGUGUGUUCCCAACUGAUGCCCUUGAGGAACAAAGGCUCUCCUUUGCCUCCUCCAAGAACAGUGUUAAUGCUGAUAGGAUCUCUCAAAGGCAGAAGGAUUGCAGGACGAUCCGUGCUAUCCAAGAAGCUAUUGGAAAGAGUAAACACUGCCUGCUAGAUCUGGAGGUCCAGGUGGUGAAGGAUCUAAUUAAAAGUGAAAUACACCCCAUUGUUGUCCAUGUUGAGGUCACUGAGAAGAACAUCAGGGGAGUCAGGAGUUUACUUGGGAAACCAGGCCGGCGUGAUUCUGACUUGCUGAAGGAAUGCAGGAGGGCUGAGAUUGCACUCCACACUUUGCCCUGCUCGUGGGCUUGGGUGGAUCCCCAGGCUUGGGGUAGUGCUGAGGAGCUGGUGAAGGUGGUACGGGCCCAAGUGUUCCAGGAGCAGACCAGGAUAGUGUGGGUUGAAGAGAAUGAUGUGUGAUCUUGCUAUGACUUUGGGAUGUCUAUGGAAAAGUGGCCUCUGCGGGACAGUGGCUUGGACUCCAUGAUUUGCCAAGGUUUCUUCUGGACCUGAGAUUCAGACCAUUCAUUCAACCUGUACACUUGGGUGUCUUUGGGGUCCAGUCAUUUCUUUGAUUAGCCUGAAAAUGGGAGAAAUCUCAUAUGAAAAGUGCCUCUCCAUUUCAUUGCUUCUUCAGUAUUUCCAAAUCAGCCAGUGUCUGAUUCAACAACAUCCACUUAACUGUCCCAGAUCCUGUAUCUUUCCCUGAUUCUUUUUUCUUCAUCAGUUCAGCUCCUACCAGGGUUGUGUGUAUUGGUUGGGAGAGGAAGGGGCCAGAGGGAAGAUGUUUUUGCAUACAUUUACAUAUGUGGACAUAGAAUGUCCACCCCCUUGGCCUCAGCAACUGUAAGUGGGUUUGUGACACAUUCAUGUUGUUGUGGUUUCUCAGUUGUGUGUAAAUUUUUAAUGGAGUUUUUGUGUGUGUAGAAGAUCUGUUUAUUAAAUGUGGACUAAAUUGGAUUUCCAAGGAAA
Molecule: messenger RNA, 4210 nt
Organism: Anolis sagrei ordinatus
Lineage: Eukaryota; Metazoa; Chordata; Lepidosauria; Squamata; Anolidae
Gene: CARD10
Product: caspase recruitment domain family member 10
Biological process (GO): regulation of apoptotic process
Cellular component (GO): cytoplasm
Molecular function (GO): CARD domain binding
Source: RefSeq, a predicted model, not a curated record